AGGAGCGACAGAGCCCGGAAACCGGAAGGGAAAAAGAAACUCCAAGUGAAACCCCGCCCUCAAAACCCUUCAAUUUCCACCCAAAACCCGCCCUGCUCGCCGUGGUGGCGUCACACGCUCCGCAGCUCAGUGCGACGUGUCCCUCGGCCGGCGGCAAUCAUGGAUCAGGUAAUGCAAUUUGUGGAACCCAGCCGUCAGUUUGUAAAAGAUUCCAUACGACUUGUUAAGAGAUGCACCAAGCCUGACAGGAAAGAGUUCCAGAAGAUUGCCAUGGCAACAGCAAUAGGCUUUGCGAUAAUGGGAUUUAUUGGUUUCUUUGUCAAAUUGAUCCAUAUCCCCAUCAACAAUAUAAUUGUAGGUGGCUGAAUAUUCAUCAUGAAGAAGACUGUUGUGACACCUGCUACAGUGAUUUCACAGCUUUAAUUUGUUUGAUAUUAAACAAGCUCAGUUUGCAUUUUCAAA
This is a messenger RNA of Motacilla alba alba, 462 nucleotides long. It is a transcript of the gene SEC61G, whose product is annotated as SEC61 translocon subunit gamma. NCBI's taxonomy places the organism in Eukaryota, Metazoa, Chordata, Aves, Passeriformes, Motacillidae. The transcript is spliced from 4 exons. Bases 160 to 366 code for a protein of 68 amino acids. The record is from RefSeq and is a predicted model, not a curated record. Gene Ontology annotation, biological process: protein targeting; post-translational protein targeting to membrane, translocation. Gene Ontology annotation, cellular component: Ssh1 translocon complex; membrane. Gene Ontology annotation, molecular function: transmembrane protein transporter activity.